AUGUUUCUGCUGCGGAGAUCAUUAAAUGCAAGAGUAGGUUUUACACCAAGCGCUUUUUGCGCAGCUAUAAGGCCUCCUGUGGGUGUUUUACAGUAUAGAUUGCAGUCAACGCUGCCAUCCAAUCCCCCAAUAAACGCAGAAUUGAUUAAAAAUACAGAUAAUACGAUAGAAGGAGAAGCAGAUCGUUGGAUUGCUGCAUUAGAUGAACUGGAUAAGGAGUUAGCAGAGGGGUCUUUCUCCGAAAUGAAUUUGUCUCAGCAAGGUGUCUCCGGAGUAAGUUAUCAGCAACUGAUGGAAACUAUGCAGAACAAGUUUGAGCCAACUGCUGAGCAGCUAGCUGAGUGGGAAAGUUUAAAGAGUGUCCCAAUCCCUUUGAAGAAGGACGAGGUUUUCGACCAAGUCGUCAACAUGAUUAUGAGGCAUGGAAAAAAAGAAAAAGCACAUAAGAUACUGUCGCGUGCCUUGUAUAUAGUGUUCUGUGUUACCAGGAAGGACCCACUCCCAGUUUUAAAGAAAUCUUUGGACGACUUGGCUCCCUUGAUGAUAGUCAGAAAGUUCAAGACCCGUGUUGCUAAGGCAGCUGAAAUCCCAGUGCCUUUAACGCAGAGACAAAGAAUCCGUCUUGCAUGGAAGUGGAUUCUUGAAAGUUCAUCCAAGAGGAAAUCAGAUGACAUUGCUGUUCGUCUGGGACAAGAACUUGUUGCAGUAUACAAAGGCGAAAGUACCGGUUUCCAAAAACGUGACGAAAUUCAUAAGUCCGCUAUCGCACACAGAGCGUACAUCAAGUUGAACUAG
Molecule: messenger RNA, 795 nt
Organism: Eremothecium sinecaudum
Lineage: Eukaryota; Fungi; Ascomycota; Saccharomycetes; Saccharomycetales; Saccharomycetaceae
Gene: RSM7
Product: mitochondrial 37S ribosomal protein uS7m
Exons: 1
Coding region: 1-795 (264 amino acids)
Biological process (GO): translation; ribosomal small subunit assembly
Cellular component (GO): ribosome
Molecular function (GO): mRNA binding; rRNA binding; structural constituent of ribosome
Source: RefSeq, a predicted model, not a curated record